Priapulus caudatus is the source of this 1308-nucleotide messenger RNA. RefSeq lists its product as uncharacterized. Lineage: Eukaryota; Metazoa; Priapulida; Priapulimorpha; Priapulimorphida; Priapulidae. Gene Ontology annotation, biological process: DNA integration. The transcript has a single exon. The record is from RefSeq and is a predicted model, not a curated record. Bases 1 to 1308 code for a protein of 435 amino acids. Gene Ontology annotation, molecular function: nucleic acid binding.
AUGGAACUUCGCGCACGAGCCAUGAUCUUCUGGCCUGGCAUCACUGCCGAUAUUUACAAAAUCCGUGCGGAAUGCGAUGAGUGCAACAAGAAUGCUCCUUCCCAAGCACCUCUUCCGUCCAUGCCGGCAACACCACCAUCCACACCGUUUGAAGCUGUGUUUGCAGAUUUCCUCAAUUUCGGUGGGCACCAUUACCUCGUGGUGGGAGACCGCUUCUCUGGAUGGGUCGAAAUUUUUGCGUCCCCGGUGGGAUCGCCCCGGGCAGGAGCUAUGGGCCUCAUUGCAAGUCUUUGCACAUUCUUUGCAACAUUUGGGGUGCCGGAGGAGUUAUCCAGCGACGGAGGGCCGGAAUUCACCGCCAGCGCCACUCGCGACUUCCUCUAUCGCUGGGGCAUCAGCCACCGAGUCUCAUCCGCUCAGCACCCUCAGUCGAAUGGGCGGGCGGAAGUGGCCGUGAAGUCAGCAAAGCGUCUCCUACGGUCAAAUGUUGGUCCGACAGGCGUGUUAGACAAUGACAGGUUGCUAUGUGCGCUGCUGCAGCUCCGCAACACCCCGGAUCCGGACUGCAACGUUUCACCGGCCCAGAUCGUCUUUGGGAAACAGCUGCGUAACUCAUUCUCUUUUGUGAACCGCCAGGAGAAGUACUCGAACCCUUUUGUCCACCCGGAAUGGCAAGAGGCAUGGCACUCGAAGGAGGUCGCGCUACGAGCGAGAUUUGUGAAGUCGUCUGAGAGCCUGAAUGAGCAUGUGCGCCCCCUGCGUCCCAUACAUGACGGCGACAGGUGCUUCAUCCAGAAUCAAGUGGGGAACUCGCCAAAGCGAUGGGACCGCACCGGCACGGUCGUCGAGACUCUUGGCCACGACCAAUACCGCAUUAAAGUGGACGGGUUCGGGCACCUCACCACACGGAACCGGAAGUUCCUCCGAGCAUUUGUUCCGGCUUCUACCGAGAUCCAGGAACGGGCCCAUACAGGACCAUCUAUGCCGUCGCUGGCACCACCAGCUCUCAAACCACCAGAUGCUGCCCUGCCUCGUCCUGGUCUUCCAUACGCUGCCCCACGCGAUCCAUGCACGGACACGCCUUGUGUUGCGCCGCCGAGUCCUUCAGCGCCGCAUAAAAGGCCGACAGAUGACGAUCUCCCAGCAGCCACUCUGUCGCUGCCUACCCUGGCCCCUGCAUUGCCUCCACAUGGGCAGCCGCCGCCACUCAGCAUUGCUUCGCCUCCCACGCCAUCACUGCGCCCUUGCCGUGCGAUUCGCCAGCCUCGCGUCUAUGAACCAGAGACCGGCCGCUGGAUUUCUUCUUGA